Molecule: messenger RNA, 576 nt
Organism: Colletotrichum scovillei
Lineage: Eukaryota; Fungi; Ascomycota; Sordariomycetes; Glomerellales; Glomerellaceae
Exons: 1
Coding region: 1-576 (191 amino acids)
Source: RefSeq, a predicted model, not a curated record
AUGCCCCUUGAUAUAUAUCGUGAGUUGCAACGUGCUCGCCACGCUUCUGAUGGCAUUGGGGCACGUCAAAACAAACAAGGCACCGCUGUAGGUCGUGAUCACGUCUUCGCCGAGACCUCUUCUGCCGUCGCCAUCAUGAACAAAGUCGCGCUUUUGACCUCGUCCAAACACGAGCCUGGCGUAACCAUCCGCCAACGGUCAGAUCUCGUUGCCGCACUCGGGCCUACCUUUGACAUCGCGGUCCGCUUCCAAAGAGUAGUGGCCGUGGCGUCGUCGCUCCUCUUCCUCUACGCACACCUUCUCGCCACCUCAACCCUCACGUCGGCAGUCAUAGCAACCCGACUCUUCGCCGUCCAUUCGCUGUUUGCCAUCAAGAAGGCGACGACAGCAUUCCGCACGUCCAUGGGACAUGUAUGGGAAUCCAAACGAAUCCAGAAGUUGAGGAAGAAGGUUUUCAUGGAGUUUGCAACAACAAUACUGGGCCCGGGAGGUAACAUGCUGAUCGUCAUGGUCUUCUGGCCGGGAUGGCUGUUAAUCCUGGGUAUCGUCUUGACUCUCCGCACGCUGUCGGGAUGA